Messenger RNA from Lasiosphaeria miniovina, 979 nucleotides. RefSeq lists its product as uncharacterized. The transcript is spliced from 5 exons. Bases 1 to 747 code for a protein of 248 amino acids. NCBI's taxonomy places the organism in Eukaryota, Fungi, Ascomycota, Sordariomycetes, Sordariales, Lasiosphaeriaceae. The record is from RefSeq and is a predicted model, not a curated record.
AUGGAGACUCUGUCAACAUAUUUCGCUUGCUCGAGGCUUAACGACACUACAUUUGUGAUUAUUGAAGACGACAAGCAGGGUGGAUAUCCCUUUAUAUACGCCAAAGUGUUCGCCUCUACUUGUCACUGUCUGCGUGUAUUUCUCGAAACCUAUCCCAUCGUUGACAAUGACGAAAAUCCACUUAAUGCUGGAUCAAGCAAGAAUUAUGCAAGCUCAUAUGACAAGCCCUUUGUAAAUGAGGACAGCAAAUUGCGUACAAGCUCGUUAUGCCGCUUUCUUGGCAUAGAGACGCUAAAAUACGUGGUCAUGACCGGCGAGAGAGGCGAGGAUCUCGGCCCCGUCAUUUAUCACACGCCCGGCCAUACGCCCGAUGAACUCGCUGUCUGGAAUCCUCAAGAGCGUGUCACAUUCGUUGGAGAUACGAUGUACGAAUGGAUGCAUAUUGCGUUUCCGCUGGAGGGUGAUCUUCGGCUGUAUAGCAAUACGUUGGGCAAGCUGAGAAGCCUCGUUACAGCUUGGAAUAACUGUCCGAGCUAUCAGAAUUCUAAUAGAUUUCUAUGUCAAGUGAUAGAGGGCAUGGUCGACUCACAGGAUCAAGGUGAGUUUCGAGACGAGCCGCUUAUCUCGUACGAUCGUGAAGAUGGAAAGAUAUCUUUCAUCGGUCCCAAGAAGCUGUUUGAUGAGUUUCGGAAAGACAGGGAGGCGGUACGGGCUAUCAGGGAGCGCCAAGAAAUAUUUAACGCUUGAGCAUCUACUUGCCAUUGCGUGGAGGGUAGGACAAGUUUACAAAAGGCAAUGACGUAGUGAGACUCUCUUAUUAGCAACAGGCAACAUGUCUCUCUUGCUGAACUUGCUUGUGAGUCUAAGGGAACGAGAGUAAGAUGCAGCCAUCUUGUAGAGGGAUGUGUCAUAUGCUUCCCAGGCGGAGCCGAGAUUGGCAUCCGCAAUCUUGGCUCACCCGGCCUAGAUUUGGACUUCC